Molecule: messenger RNA, 483 nt
Organism: Exophiala xenobiotica
Lineage: Eukaryota; Fungi; Ascomycota; Eurotiomycetes; Chaetothyriales; Herpotrichiellaceae
Exons: 1
Coding region: 1-483 (160 amino acids)
Source: RefSeq, a predicted model, not a curated record
AUGGUCGAAUAUGUCGCUCCACCUGAGGACCUCUCUCGACUGAAUCCCAUCCAGAGAUAUAUGCAAAAGGGCCAACUUGGUAGACAAGAUUAUGUCUGGCUCUUCAUCGUUGUUCUCGCCUACUUCACGGCAAGACCAUAUAUCCAGAAAUUCUUCAAGUGGUGGAUGGGUACCCAGGACCAGAAAGAGGGGGAACAAGUCAUGGAUGAAUACUUCAAGUCCAAGGCAAAGGUCGGACCAAAUGCUAUUCGAGGCACCGAGCCGGAAGAACCAAACCCCAUCCUAGAAAAGGCUGGCAAUGCGAGCGCUUCAGGCAGCAACCUUGACAAGAAGGGUGGUCUGGUCAAUCGAAAGGUGAAAGGCAAAUCUGGAGAAGAACAACUAUUAGACUGGGAUGAUGAACCGCUACGAAAACCUACCGAGGGUGAUAAGUCAGACGUUGUUGCAUGGCUCGACAAGUGGUCGAACGAGGCGGAACAGUGA